Molecule: messenger RNA, 816 nt
Organism: Corticium candelabrum
Lineage: Eukaryota; Metazoa; Porifera; Homoscleromorpha; Homosclerophorida; Plakinidae
Product: probable poly [ADP-ribose] polymerase DDB_G0278045
Exons: 1
Coding region: 86-625 (179 amino acids)
Cellular component (GO): nucleus
Molecular function (GO): NAD+ poly-ADP-ribosyltransferase activity; NAD+-protein mono-ADP-ribosyltransferase activity
Source: RefSeq, a predicted model, not a curated record
GAAAAGACAAACUAGUGAUGUCAGUCUUGUCCCAGUUGAGAAAAUCUUUGAGUACAGAAACGUUGAAAAUCUCUUUGUCAGAACCAUGCCAACAUACAAGAUUAUAAAAAUUGAGCGAAUCCAGCUUCGGUACCUCUGGCACCAGUAUCAACUUGCGAGUAAAAGAAUGAAAAUGAGGAAUAGAGUAGUCAGAGAGCAGCUGCUAUUUCACGGCACACGCGCCACAAGACCGGAGAAAAUUUACACGAGUCCCAAUGGAUUUGAUGUUGGGUAUGCUCGUGCGGGAAGAUGGGGUAAAGCUACGUACUUUGCCGAGAACGCCUCAUAUUCGGAUAACUUCGCUCAUGUCAUACGGGAAUAUGAUAUUAUACGAAAACAUGAAGUCGAACGUAAACAGAUGUUUCUAGCAAAAGUUUUAACAGGUACUUGCUACCACAAUGCUGCACCAGAUUCAUCACGAACGCGGCCUCCCUUUAGGCAGCAUCGGGAUGGAGUCGACAUGUGUCAUUACAUGUAUGACUCGGUAAGUGGAGUAACGUGUGACCGCUCGAGAGUCUAUGCCAUAUUCGAUAACUUUCAUUCAUACCCAAAUUAUCUAAUCACAUAUGUAUACCGUUAUUUUUGAAGGGGUACAGCACAGCUAGCUAGCGAGACGUAGUGUGCUGGGUGGCACUUAGACAGUAUUUGCAGUUACUGUGGUUUUUGAUGUUAUUGUAACAAUUUUGAACGCUUUUUGCAUAAUACUAACAAUACAUGCAUAUUUGCGUAUAAUGAAGACGCAUACAUCGACAUUCUAUUUGAAAUUUGAAACAGUUA